CGCAAGGGGGUGGUAGUAUUCGAACGCGGAGCGCGAGACACAGUGUGCACAUGCGCGAUAACGGAUCGGCUGCGGAAUAUUGGUUUUGUUUUUCUUACCGUCAGGAGAAUAUUUCUCACGCCCUUCCCCACUAUAGUUCCGGGAUUUUUCCGCCCCUGCCUUGACAGCCGACGGGAUGAAUAUUCAGCGAUCCCUUGAGCUCCUGCAUAUGACUGUCUACUCCCAAAGUGUCUCACCUUGUGGCAAGUAUUUAGCAGCUGGGAACAACUAUGGAGAGAUUGCCAUAUUCAGCCUCUCUGCAGCACUGAGUUCAGAGGCCAAAGAAGAGAGCAAGAAGCCAGUGGUGUCCUUUGUAGCCCAUGAUGGUCCAAUUUAUACCAUGGUCUCCACAGACCGGCAGCUAUUGAGUGCUGGCAAUGGUGAAGUCAAAGCUUGGAACUGGAGCGAGAUUGUGAAGAAGGGUUGCAAGGAAGCUUGGUGUAGGAGGCCACCUUACGGGAGCAGCUUGGAGGUGCCAGAAAUCAACGGCCUUCAGCUGAACCUCAAGGAUAAUAGUCUUUUAAUGGCCGGUGGAGACUGCGCUAUCCACAUGAUGGAUCUGGAGUCUGGAGCCUUUACUCAUGAAUAUCGGGGCCACACUGAUUACAUCCACUGCUUGGCACUUCGGGAACAGCUGAGAGAGUGUCUGUCGGGGAGUGAGGAUGGCACUGUGCGCUUGUGGGACUUACGAACUGGAAGUCAAGUACAAUCCAUUGAAGUAUAUAAAUAUGAGGAAUGCAGCCGGCCACAGAACGGGAAGUGGAUCCGUUGCCUGGCAACUGACUCCGACUGGAUGGUAUGUGGUGGGGGCCCAGCACUCACUCUGUGGCACCUACGGUCAGUCACACCCACCACUGUCUUUCCCCUGCCCCAGUGCCAGCAGCAGGUGAUGUUCUAUCAAGACCUGAUUCUCUCUGCUGGCCACAGCCCAACCAUCAAUCAUUUGCAGAUCAGUGGGGAGGUGAAGGCCCAGAUCCCUUGCAUCCCACGUUGUGUCCACUCUCUUUCCAUAAAUGAACACUCGCCAGAGCACAAGGUGCUGACUGCUUCUGGAAGCAGCCACAAAAUUGACGUCUUCACUAACUUUGGUUACCGGGCCUUUUCCCUCACCUUCACCUAGCACCCUCUCCUGUUUUCUCUCUUCUUCACGAUCCCAUUUUCCUGAUCUGGUCUUGAACAAGGAGUUACCUGUGGAGAACAGGCAGCCUCACCCCAGAAGCAGCUGCAUUCAGCAGUCAGUGAGAAGCAGUGUUCAUCACUUAAUUGAAAGGAGCCUGAAACAGACUAAGUAGUGUCUUUUAUGGGUGUAGGGUUGUGGUAUAAAUGGAGAGAAUUGGGAACUCUGCACAUGUAUGCAGUGAGCUGGUAUCUCUGUUCAUAAUCGGAAUAAAUGUUGCACCACAGGCAAGAAUGUUUAAAAUGGUCUCAAAUGCAAUGCAUUUAAACAACUGUAAUUUUUUUACUACAUAGAAAGAUCUUUACAUUUUGAA
Hemicordylus capensis (graceful crag lizard) is the source of this 1529-nucleotide messenger RNA. It is a transcript of the gene THOC6, whose product is annotated as THO complex subunit 6. The transcript has 13 exons. Gene Ontology annotation, cellular component: transcription export complex; THO complex. Gene Ontology annotation, molecular function: protein binding. Gene Ontology annotation, biological process: mRNA export from nucleus. The coding region runs from base 176 to 1159 and encodes 327 amino acids. The record is from RefSeq and is a predicted model, not a curated record. NCBI's taxonomy places the organism in Eukaryota, Metazoa, Chordata, Lepidosauria, Squamata, Cordylidae.